AUGGCGGGUGACAGUGACCUGUGGCCCUCCCUGAAAGGCAGCCAGAUUGCAGGCUCUGCUGGAACAGGACGGACGCGCGCCGAGGCCGGGGUGGGGCGGGGCCGGGCUGGCGCGGCCAGAGCUGAGCCUGCGGGGCGGCUCUCCUCACCCGCUGACUUCGUGUCCUUCCGAGCUCCGCCCCACACGGCCCGGGGGUGCCAGUCCCGCUGCCGCCGCCGCCGCCGCCCGCGCGCGGCACUCGGGAGCGUCCCUGCGCGCACUGGGCGCACCAUGGCCCGCGGGUCUGCGCUGGCGCUGCUGCUGCUCCUCGGCCUGCUCGGCGCUUUGGUGGCCGCCCCGGAUAAUGAUUUUGAUUUAUCCGAUGCCCUCGGUGACAAUGAAGACAAGAAACCCACAGCAACCCCCAAGAAGCCCAGUGCUGGGGAUGACUUCGACUUAACGGAUGCUCUUGGUGGUGGAGGACACAAUGACCCAGCCCCACCGAACCCACCCAAACCAAAGCCAAAUCCACACCCCAACCAGCCUAGUUCCACUGGAGGCUUUUCAGAUGCUGAUCUGGCGGAUGGUGUUCCUGGUGGAGAAGGAACAGCAGGCGGUCAUGGCGGAGGGAGCCAGGGGAAAGAAGGGGAGCAGGCCGAUGCCCCAGGCGUGAUCCCCGGGAUCGUGGGGGCCAUCGUGGUCGCCGUGGCCGGAGCCAUCUCCAGCUUCAUUGCUUACCAGAAAAAGAAGCUGUGCUUCAAAGAAAACGCAGAACAAGGGGAGGUGGACAUGGAGAGUCACCGGAACACCAGCGCAGAGCCAGCUGUUCAGCGUACUCUUUUAGAGAAGUAGAAGAUUGUCGGCGGAAACAGCCCAGCUGUUGGCAGCAGGGUUAGGACACCUACCGGAGGCUCCUCCCCAAAGAACACCUGCAUGAGAACAGAGACGGAGGCCUUCUGUUCAUGGCGGAUUCCUUGUUUUAAUCUUGCGAUGUUCUUUGCUUGUUGUUGCUGGGUGGAUGUUGUUUACUAACGCUGAAUUUUACAUCCAAACGGGGACAGGGACUUGGACCCCCAUUCUCCAAGACCCAGCGGGGUUUCCCAUGGGAUGUGAAAGGCUGGCCAUUAUUACGUCCCUAUAAGUCAAAUAACCCCACCGAGGCACCGUUGGCCGGAAUCUCGGUUGUUUACAAAUCAUGUGUGCAUUGAGCACAUCUGAAGCUCCCACGGUCGCUUUGACCUUUUUUUAAUUAAAAUAAGGUAAGCCCUUCAAUUUGUUUCUUCAGUAUUUCAUUUAUUUGCGAAGACAUUUCUUUUUCAUGUCAGACUAAUAAAAAGAAAUUAGAAACCAA
Messenger RNA from Cebus imitator (Panamanian white-faced capuchin), 1330 nucleotides. It is a transcript of the gene CD99, whose product is annotated as CD99 molecule (Xg blood group). Lineage: Eukaryota; Metazoa; Chordata; Mammalia; Primates; Cebidae. Bases 1 to 831 code for a protein of 276 amino acids. The transcript is spliced from 11 exons. Gene Ontology annotation, biological process: homotypic cell-cell adhesion; positive regulation of neutrophil extravasation; T cell extravasation. The record is from RefSeq and is a predicted model, not a curated record.